Molecule: messenger RNA, 437 nt
Organism: Xiphias gladius (swordfish)
Lineage: Eukaryota; Metazoa; Chordata; Actinopteri; Istiophoriformes; Xiphiidae
Product: histone H4
Exons: 1
Coding region: 77-388 (103 amino acids)
Biological process (GO): nucleosome assembly
Cellular component (GO): nucleosome
Molecular function (GO): structural constituent of chromatin; protein heterodimerization activity; DNA binding
Source: RefSeq, a predicted model, not a curated record
GUCCGCAGUUAUGAUAUAAAUACCGAGCGUCUGGCCAUGAGCAGCACUUUCAUCUUUGUCUAAACACAGAAGAGAAAUGAGCGGUAGAGGAAAGGGAGGGAAGGGACUCGGCAAAGGAGGCGCCAAGCGCCACCGUAAGGUCCUCCGCGAUAACAUCCAGGGCAUCACCAAGCCCGCCAUCCGCCGCCUGGCUCGCCGUGGCGGCGUCAAGCGUAUCUCCGGCCUCAUCUACGAGGAGACCCGCGGCGUGCUCAAGGUUUUCCUGGAGAACGUCAUCCGCGACGCCGUCACCUACACCGAGCACGCCAAGAGGAAGACCGUCACCGCCAUGGACGUGGUCUACGCCCUCAAGCGGCAGGGACGCACUCUCUACGGCUUCGGAGGCUAAACUUCACCCGCUCACACUACAACUCAAAGGCUCUUUUAAGAGCCAACCA